CCUGACGAAGCCACAUAUAAUGAACUGUAGGGCAAACUUCAGUAUUGAUGGUAAAGUAAACAAACUAAAUAUCAGUACCCUCUGACUUAAACUUCAACCGCAACUUCCAUUUAUUAAACGCUGAAGAUGUAUCAAUUUUUAUAAAGAUGUUGUUUAACAAGAGGAUACAGAUACUUUUAUCAACAGUUCUAAUUGUGGGUUUUGUAAUAUGGGUAUUUCAAAGCGUAAUGAUUGACAAAGAAUGGCGCCUAUACAUGCCUGAACUCAGGCAACUUGGCGAAAAUAAAGAGAAAAGUGAAGAGGUUGUUGUUAUCACUCCUUUAAACCACAAGGAAGAGACAAGAAACGAAAUGAUGAAAAAUUAUUGGACUUCUUUCCAUACUACUUUAGCCAAUUAUCCAAGCUUGCCUACACUAUAUGAAAGAAAUAUAUUGUUUCAUUAUAUUGUUUCAUCUGCUUCCUUGUUCCCUUGCGGUGAAUGCUCAGUUGUCUCGCAAAAAUUAAUCCGAAAGUACCCUCCUCAAACUGGUUCUUCUAAAGCAGCAACAGCUUGGGGAUGUAAACUGCACGGAAAAUUCAACGAAGAGUUUAACCUGACGGUGCCAACUUGUGAUGAUAUUGCAACUACAUACGUCGUAGGAUCCCAGGAAAUCAAGCAAGCCGAAAAUCAGAACGAUGAUGAACGAUCAAUAGCGUAUAGCAUACAGGAACAAGAACCAGACAGGUCCGGAUAAUUUCGAUUCAUUUUUUUGGUACAAAUAUGUUACGUCUUUUUACUUCUAUCAAUGAGAAUGACUAGGUUGCCAGUUAUGCAGCAACUUAUCAUCUUCCCAUAACUUUCUUCUUAAUUCACAUAUUUCUAAUAAAACAUUCAUCUAAUAUAACAUCCAUUAAAGAAGCUUUAUUGUUUAAGAGCAGUAUGCCGCAUACUGCUUACACGGUCAGCCAAGUUUACCGCAUCACCAGAAUAUACCUCUCUCUUCAUUUCUCGAAGAAAUUCUCCUUGGUUAUUCCAUUUUCUAGCAGUCUUAGAUCGUUCCUCUUCAUUUUUGGCAGAUUCAACUAACUCCUCUUGUUCUAAUUUAUGAAGUUUUUCGACCCUAUUCUUUUCUAAUUUUUGCGCAUUGUCUUGCAUUUCUUUUAAUCGACGCUCACGGGCAUCUUCUUUUGAGGAUCCAUCAACAAAAGCACGUGGUCUAUGAAAACUCCGUCGUUGAGGGGAAGGUGACCUUGAAGAAAAUUGUCUUCGGCUGUAUCUUUCAUUAUCGUAUUUCCGUUUGUCUUGGUAAAACCGUCUUUUUUCAUAAUCUCGAUCGUCGACAUACCUUUUAUCGCGAUAAUGUCGGUCUCCAUAUGCUGUUGGCGAAUAUUCGUCUCUCCUCGUAACAUCUCUAGCAUAGCUGCGUCUUCGAGAUUCACUAUGGCGGCCAUGUCUAUCAUAACUUCUUUCUUGUGAGUUUAAAUGCCGACUACGACGCUCCGACUCUUUUUUCCUUCUUUCUUCUUCUUCUAGCUUCCUCUUCCUCUUUUCUGCUAGUAGUUGCAUUUGCUUUUGCUCCUGCUGCUUUAUAGCCAAAAGGGGGUCCAACCGGACUUUGGCUUGGGUAUCUUGAACAGAAUUGGCAUUUUGCAAAGAAAUAAAUUCGGUCUUAUUAAGGGAAUUCUUUUGAUCCUCCACUUUGUCACUUAAAAGGUCGUCUAACCGCCGUUUACCAAGCAAAAAUUCUUCCAUUUCCGAGGAGUCUCGUUUAGGUCCUUCGGCUGUAGGAACUGCAUACAUCCAUUCCACAUGGUCUUUCCUCUUUUUUCCUCCAGCUGCUUCUUGUAACCUCUGAAGUUCCAAAAGCUGUCGUUCCUCUUCAAUUUCUCUUCGUAAUUGCUCGACCCUUUUUAAUUCUUCCUUGUGAGUCUGUUCUUCUUUCCACACCCUCUCUUGAUUUCUCAUUAAAAGAGGGUGCCUAAAACAGUUAGUAAUUAUUCAUUCUCGACAACAUUUAUGGUCACACGUACCAACUCUUUUUCAUAUUCAAAUCACCGCCUCCCAUUUUGCAAUUGUUCUAAUAGCUUGCUUUCCCUCUAAGUAAAAUGCGAUUAAAAAAGUAAAAAACGUUUAAAAGUACAAAUUGUUAACAGUAG
Molecule: messenger RNA, 2136 nt
Organism: Schizosaccharomyces cryophilus OY26
Lineage: Eukaryota; Fungi; Ascomycota; Schizosaccharomycetes; Schizosaccharomycetales; Schizosaccharomycetaceae
Product: sulfhydryl oxidase
Exons: 4
Coding region: 147-734 (195 amino acids)
Cellular component (GO): mitochondrion
Molecular function (GO): flavin-dependent sulfhydryl oxidase activity; flavin adenine dinucleotide binding
Source: RefSeq, a predicted model, not a curated record